CAGCGAGGCACGCAGCGCCGGGCACGUAAAACGAAACCACAGGAGCUCCUGUAUGUGUGUGUGUUACUGUGUGUGUGUGUGUGUGUGUAAAGAUGAUUAAUUAGUAAAAUAAAGCUCCGGUAACCGGACUCCGCGGCUGAUCUGGACUCGAGGGGGAUCUCACAGAGGACACCGGCGCAUGUGGAGGUUGUGUGUCCGGGAGAAGGCCAGCUUUAAUAGGCUGCAGCGUCACUGAGGCUGGUCUGUGCGCACUGGAAGCCCGGGAUUCAAUUGGUGGAUCCGGAAAAGGGGAGCCCCGGCCUUUUCCACUGCAGGAGGAGCAGAGUUAAGGAAACCAAGAGAGAGAGAGAGAGAGAGAGAGAGAGAGAGAGAGAGAGACGCCGCUGCCAAGACAGCAGCAGCAGCAGGAGUAGAAUAGUAGCCUGCGCAGUUUAGAAAUCCUGUUUAGACAUCCUCGUCCCUGCUGCACGGCAUGAGGGACUUCACCCAAACUGCGCACUGACUCUGCAGGAUGCAACGCUGCAGCUGCGCAGUUUGUUAGACUGUUCCGGACGUGUGCAAGAAUUUGACAGAGGAAUUAGGCCUUAAACCGGUCGCUGGCUGCCCACAGCUGCGACAUUUGGUUUCCCCACAGACUUUUACCAUCCCUCCCCUCUGUGUGUGUGUGGAGAGGCGCAGCGCUGUGGCCUUGGAGCGGACAUGGGACAUGUAAACAGUAGUCGGGCUGGAUUUUAAACCACGCACACCACGUCCCAAGUCCUCCUCCCGCCUCCUCCUCCUCCUUCUCUUCCCGGGGCGUCCGAGAUGGAGAUGGGGACGGAGAGGGUCGAGCCGGAGCAGGAGGGAGACGCGGAGCCGCCGAUGCACAGCGUCCACGGCACCAACCGGAUCAGACCGUCCUCGUACCGGGCCCUGCGCAGCGCCGUGUCCAGCCUGGCCCGCCUGGACGACUUCAGCCGGGAGAAGAUCGGCAUGGGCUUCUUCUCCGAGGUGUUCAAGGUGCAGCACCGCGUGUCGGGCCAGGUGAUGGCGCUGAAGAUGAACACCCUGGCCAGUAACAGAGCCAACAUGCUCAGGGAGGUCCAGCUCAUGAACCGCCUCUCUCACCCCAACAUCCUCAGGUUUAUCGGAGUGUGUGUCCACGAGGGGCAGCUCCACGCCCUCACAGAGUACAUUAAUGGCGGUAACCUGGAGCAGCUGUUGGGCAGCGACGUCUACCUGUCGUGGAGCGUGAGGAUGGUGCUGGCGCUGGACGUCGCCCGCGGCCUGCAGUACCUGCACAGCAAGGGAGUCUUCCACCGGGACCUCACCUCCAAGAACUGCCUGGUGCGCUGGGAGGGCAGCGUGUGCUCCGCCGUGGUGGGAGACUUCGGCCUGGCGGAGAAAAUCCCAGAUUACAGUGAGGAGGAGGACCAGGAGCCGCUGGCUGUGGUGGGCUCCCCCUACUGGAUGGCCCCGGAGGUGCUGCGAGGAGAGCUGUAUAAUGAGAAGGUGGAUGUGUUUGCGUACGGGAUCAUCCUGUGUGAGGUCAUCGGGAGGAUCCAGGCCGACCCCGACAUCCUGCCCCGCACCGAGGACUUUGGUCUGGAUGUGGAGACCUUCACGCAGAUGGCAGGAGACUGUCCUCCUCACUUCCUGGAACUGGCCAUCGCCUGCUGUAAUAUGAAUUCAAAGAUCCGUCCGUCUUUCUCUCAAAUCGUGUUGGAGCUGGAGAGGAGACAGGCGGAGAGGAAGCAGAAGGACGGAGCAACACUCAAAGCCGUUUCUCCGGUGGUCGGUCCUCUCCGGAGACGCUCCCUCUGCCUCCCGUCGGACCCUCGUCUGUCCCGCAGCAAAUCCGACAUGCUCCACCCGCCGGACACGCCCCCCUCCGUUACCAUGGCGGCGCCCGCCCGGGUCAACCCCUUCUCCCAGCGGGAGGACCUGAAGGGCGGCAAGAUCAAGCUGUUCGACACGCCGAGCAAGUCGGUCAUCUCCCUCACCUUCACGCUGCCGCCGCCGCCCGACUGCGACGACGCCUCCGAGUCAGACACGGACGGCGGCGGUGGCGUGCUCCCGAGGAGGCACCGCCGCUGCCACUCGCUGCCCUGCACGCCGCCGCCGUACCUCACGACGGCGCCCAACACCGUCCUCACCGAGGAGGAGGCCACGGUGAACGGGCUGAGUGAGGAGGAGAGGUUGCUAGGAGACGAAGAGGAGGAGAAAAGCGGGGCGGAGGAGGAGAACGACUCGGGACUCCCUCUGUCUCUGGACCUCCUGGACCAGGAGAAAGACGGAGACGAGGAGCCGAUGGACUGCUCCAGCUCCCCGGAGACGCAAGACAGCUCUUCGUCUCCUUACUCCAAUCUCUCUCCUCCUCCUCCUCCUUCUGACUCCUCCUCCCCCCUGCAGCCGGCCACGCCUCCUCUCUCUAACGGCUGGGGGUCGGCCGUCUCCAACGGGCCCCCGUGCCUGCCCCCCCUCUCACACCUGGACAACAACAACGUGGUGGUGGGUCGGCCGUCGGGGUGGCACUCCUCCUCCUCCACCUCCUCCUCCGCCGCCAACAACAACAACGGCUACCGCUGCGACCCAGCCGGCUCCUCCCCGUUUGGCUCGGGGAGCGGUCACUCCCCGGACCAGGAGGAGGUGGUCUCAUGUCCCGGCUGCUGCCUCGCCGGCCUCCGCUUCCCCUCCAUGUGUCUCCGGGCUCCGCCCCGCAGGAACCCCUACAAGAACCUGAACGGGGACCACGCGGCGUCCCGCGGGCUGCUCUGUCCGGGGCCCAAGGGGGCCCCGCCCCCCUCCCCCACCCCCCCCACCUCCUCCACCACCUCCACCAGCCUGGAGCCGGGCCUCGCCCUGCCGGGGGCGCAGACAUAGAAACCCCUUGUAGAACCUGAUAAUGUAAUAAAUUCCCGAUAAUGUAAUAACCCCGAUAAUGUAGUAAAAACCUGCACUUGAGUCCAUUGAAAAUGUAAUAAAACCUGAUAAUGUAAUAACUUCCCGAUAACUUCUCAAUAAUGUAAUAAAUGUGGUUACCUUAGGGUUAGGGACUAGGGAUGUUUUAGGGUUAAAGGUUACAUUAGGUUUAUGCUAGGGUUACCAUGGUUACCUUAGGGUCAGGGACUUCGUUCACUGAAAUAAAAAUAAAAACUAGAGGUUUUUUUUUAAAAAGGAUAACUAACUGAAACUGUAUUUUGUGGUUACAAAACUAACUAAAAUUAUAGUGAAAAUGUCCUUCGUUUUCUAUUUUCGAAAUCUAUUUCAUUUAUCUGGUUUUAUGACUUAAUAAACUUAUUGGGGCUGAGAUGGAUCAGACAAAGGAAAUAAAGGAAACAUUUAUUGGGACUUUUUUAAAUCUGGCACCCAUUACAAAAAAACUAAAACUAAUAAAAACUAAACUAAAACUAAGCAUUUUCCCAAAAAAUAAAAACUAAUAAAAAAACUAGCAAACUCACUCUAAAAACUCAUUAAAGUACUUAAAAUACUUGGUAAUAACUUCCCAAUAAUGUAAUACACUUUUUUUUUUUUACCAAUAAUGUAAUAAUGUAAGUAAGUUCAACAUUAAUGGAAGGUUAUUACAUUAUCAGGUUAGCCUUCACUUCCCAAGUCCUGAUAAUGUAAUAACUCCCCAAUAUUGUAAUAAUUUAACAGCAGACCACCCAUUACUUGGGUUCAAGUGGUGAUACUGUGAAGGCAACACUAGCUCAAGAGCUCUAGCGCCACCAACAGGUCAAAGUUGAAUGGUUAUUAACUUUUGACCCGUUCAUUCGUUUUUCACAAACGAGGUAUCCAUGACAACGAAUGCAUUCAACAGCUUCUUGAAAUCUAAAGGUGCUUGGUAUUAUACUUUAUUACAUUAUUGGUAAAAAAAAAAAAAAGUGAAUUACAUUAUUGGGAAAUGCACUUUAUUACAUUAUCGGGAAGCUAUUACAUUAUCAGGUUUUAUCACAUUUUCAAUGGACUCAAGUGCAGAUUUUUAUUACAUUAUCGGCAAUUUAUUACAUUAUCAGGUUCUACAACCCCUCGACACCAAAUGCACCGGAAAGUUUAAAAAAAAAAAAAAAAAAACUGCACCAAAAGCUCUUCCCUGGAAAUUAAGUGUGUCCUCUUUAGAAUUUGCACAGAUUUUACCGCAGCAAUACCCUGCUUCUUUUCCACACACGCUUCUUGGUGCAGACGGGUUUACUCCAGGCUGAACCUCCUCAUGAGGAGGAGGAACUUGUUGCAGGGCGCCCUCUGCUGGGCUGAAGGCGCCCUGCACGCUCGACUGAUCCACAGAACUCUUCAGCAUGUUCAAACACUCCAGUUUGGGGCCCGUUUGGUGGGUUGGUUGGUUGGAUUGUGUAUAAUUUUGCUGAUGUAAAGAUUCUUAUGACUGAUACUGAAAUGAGGAAUGUUAAGCUUAGUAUUAUUACUGCUGCAACGAUCUCUUUUGAUGUUUGGUGCUGUUUCUGAAUGAACAGACAUUUUGCUUUAAUGUCUUUAAUUAUGACAAGUGUGUGUGUGUGUGUGUGUGUGUGUGAGGCUGUGUGUGCGCACUCAAUGUGAGAGGCUGUGUGUGUGCACGCUCAGUGUGAGAGGCUGUGUGUGUGUGUGAGAGGCUGUGUGUGUGCACGCUCAGUGUGAGAGGCUGUGUGUGUGUGUGAGAGGCUGUGUGUGUGUGUGCACGCUCAGUGUGAGAGGCUGUGUGUGUGUGUGAGAGGCUGUGUGUGUGUGUGAGAGGCUGUGUGUGAGAGGCUGUGUGUGUGUGUGUGUGCGCGCUCAGUGUGAGAGGCUGGGUGUGUGUGCGCGUGCUCUGUGUGUGUGUGUGUGUGUGUGUGUUGUACACCGUGCCCUUUGACCUUUUUGUUGCUGUAUGAUCUCUAUCGGCCCUUCUGGUUGCCUGGUUAAGCACUUCCACUGUAUUACUGUUGUUAAUAAGGAAACUAUUGAUAUUAUUGUUAUUAUUACUUUUGGGAAUGAAUGGUCAAAGACCUGCUUAAGAGAUGUACAGAUUCUUAUUAUUUAAAGAUGGCGUUGAAUAAAAAGAUAUGAAUAGAAU
Messenger RNA from Centropristis striata (black sea bass), 5026 nucleotides. It is a transcript of the gene tesk1b, whose product is annotated as testis associated actin remodelling kinase 1b. Gene Ontology annotation, biological process: positive regulation of stress fiber assembly; protein phosphorylation; actin cytoskeleton organization. Gene Ontology annotation, molecular function: protein serine/threonine kinase activity; ATP binding. Gene Ontology annotation, cellular component: nucleus; cytoplasm. The record is from RefSeq and is a predicted model, not a curated record. NCBI's taxonomy places the organism in Eukaryota, Metazoa, Chordata, Actinopteri, Perciformes, Serranidae.